AUGACUCCACUCCAAGACUCUCGUCUGAAGAAGCUACUUUUUCUCUAUGUUUUCACACUCCUUUUCAUCACUCCACCCCUCCUCACUUCUGCCAAUCACCACCAAAAUCAGCCAAGCAGAAGUCUAAUGGAGUUGGAAGAGAAUGAAGAUCCGCCAAUCCCCAAAAAGGCCAAGAAACUCUCCACCAAUAGCAACCAAACCAAGCUCCUCAAGCCCACCUCCAAUUCAUCCCAGAACAAAAACAAGUCCAUCAAGAUCUCCUCCACCGAUUCCGCCUCCAAGUCGUCCAACAAGACCAAGCCCAUCAUCAAGACGAGCCUAACGGAACACCCUGCGCCGCCGGCCACCGCCAAAUCGAACCUCAAGAAACUCAACUCCACCUCCAAAUCGAAUUCGACUUCUCUCCUAACCAAGAAAACCUCAGAUCUAUCCUCACCCAAGAACAAAACCUCCAAGCCCACCACUACCAGCAAAGAGACAAAAACAAAAACCCAUCUGGAAACCACUCAGCCCAAAUCCGACAAGGCCCAGAAAAAGCAGCCCAGCUGGAUCGACGACGACGACGACGACGAUUUGGUCGCCGGAUUCAGGGAUCUCCCGACGAAAUUUCAAGAAUCAAUUGUCCCAGAUUUGGAAAGAAUCUCAAAGACAUCACAAAUUUACCUCAACAAAUACAACAAAGAGUUCACAAAGGGAUAUAUUAAGCCUUACUUUGGCACCAAAUACGCGUCCGCCAUAGCCUCAUUAGUCUCGUUCGCUUUCGUUUUGAUCCCCUUGAUUAUCGUCUCCCUCAUCUUCAGCAAAAUCAAAGCUUAUUUUUCGCUUCAAAAGCUCUUGAUUCUCGUCCAGGCUUAUUUAGCUAUUUAUUUCACCAUCCUCUGCUUGUCCGCCUUGGCGACGGGGCUCGAGCCGCUGAGGUUCUUCUUCGCGACGUCGCCGUCCACCUACGUGGGCGUGCAGGUGCUGCAGACGCUGGCUUAUGUGUUGUACCUGCUGAUUCUGUUGAUGUACCUCAUACUGGUGUUCUCUACCGAGACCGGGCUGGCGACGAAGGUGUUGGGCCUGGGCCAGACGCUCGUGGGCUUCGCGGUUGGGCUUCAUUACUACAUGACGGUGUUUCACAGGGCCGUGCUGCACCAGCCGCCCAAGAGUAGCUGGCGGGUGCACGCGCUCUAUGCCACGUGUUUCCUUGUGAUUUGUCUAUUGGGUAGAGUGGAUCGUCAGAAGAAGACUUAUUUGGAAGAGGGAGGCGAGGAGGGUAAAAAGAGUUAA
This is a messenger RNA of Striga hermonthica, 1272 nucleotides long. NCBI's taxonomy places the organism in Eukaryota, Viridiplantae, Streptophyta, Magnoliopsida, Lamiales, Orobanchaceae. The record is from the annotation of a GenBank genome assembly.